Acanthosepion pharaonis is the source of this 1221-nucleotide messenger RNA. NCBI's taxonomy places the organism in Eukaryota, Metazoa, Mollusca, Cephalopoda, Sepiida, Sepiidae. The record is from the annotation of a GenBank genome assembly.
AUGUUCCUUCUUGAACUUUCAACAACGGACCUUGUGACCCAGCCCUCAAUUAUCUCGUUUUUCACUCUAUCUAACUAUCACUUUUUUCUUUCUUUCCUAACACCUAUCACGCCCUUUUCAUAUCUAUCUAUCUAUCUAUCUAUCUAUCUAUCUAUCUAUCUAUCUAUCUAUCUCAUCUGUUCAUAUCUACCUCAUCUGCUCAUAUCUAUCUAUCUAUCUAUCUAUCUAUCUAUCUAUCUAUCUAUCUAUCUAUCUAUCUAUCUAUCUCAUCUGUUCAUAUCUAUUUUAUCUGUUCAUAUCUAUCUAUCUCUUCUGUUCAUAUCUAUCUAUUUCAUUUGUUCAUAUCUAUUUCAUCUGUUCAUAUCUAUCUCAUCUAUUCAUAUGUAUCUAUCUAUAUAUCUAUCUAUCCCAUCUGUUCAUAUCUAUCUAUCUAUCUAUCUAUCUAUCUAUCUAUCUAUCUAUCUAUCUAUCUAUCCCAUCUGUUCAUAUCUAUCUAUCUAUCUAUCUAUCUAUCUAUCUAUCUAUCUAUCUAUCUAUCUAUCUAUCCCAUCUGUUCAUAUCUAUAUAUCUAUCUAUCUAUUCAUAUCUAUCUCAUCUGUUCAUAUCUAUCUAUCUCAUCUGUUCAUAUCUAUCUCAUUUAUUCAUAUCUAUCUUAUCUGUUCAUAUCCAUCUAUCUGUCUAUCUAUCUAUCUCAUCUAUUCAUAUCUAUCUCAUCUGUUCAUAUCUAUUUCAUUUGUCUAUAUCUAUUUCAUCUGUUCAUAUCUAUCUCAUCUGUCCAUAUCUAUCUAUCUAUAUAUUUAUCUAUCUCAUCUGUUCAUAUCUAUCUAUCUUAUCUGUUCAUAUCUAUCUCAUAUGUUCAUAUCUAUCACAUCCUUUCAUAUUUAUCUAUCUAAAUCAUCGGUUCAUAUUUAUCUAUCUCAUCUGUUCAUAUCUAUCUAUCUCAUCUGUUCAUAUCUAUCUCAUCUGUUCAUAUCUAUCUAUCUAUCUAUCUAUCUAUCUAUCUAUCUCAUUUAUUUAAAAAAAAAUAAUUUUUCUCUUUGUCAUUGCUUUCUUCUUUCUUUUUUUAUUACCAAAACCUGCUUAAUCUUCUUUUCUUCCCUGCAUUUCUUUCCUAUUUCCUCUCUCUCUCUCUCUCUCUCUCUCUCUCUCUCUCUCUCUAUCUAUCUAUCUAACCCUAACCCUAACCCUAUCUAUCUUUCUCUCCCUCUUUUCUUUCAUUGA